Molecule: messenger RNA, 1095 nt
Organism: Symbiodinium sp. CCMP2456
Lineage: Eukaryota; Dinophyceae; Suessiales; Symbiodiniaceae
Source: the annotation of a GenBank genome assembly
AUGGCGAACACUUCAACGAACUCCACCGCGGUGGUCCCAAGUGAGCAAGAGCCGGAGAAGCGCCCUGCGGCUUGGAUGUCGGCCUGCAGGACUCCGAGCGAGCCAGGAAGCCCAAUCUGCCACACCAACCACCAUCAGGUCGCUCAGGUGCAGGGCCCCGAUGGUCACGGACAGUGGUCAUGGAAGCCGGAUGCACCGGAGUUCGUGCCCCACACCAAUAACAUGGGCACUGUGGCCAACAACAUGGAGAUGCCAGGUCCGGUGAUCAUGAUGAUGGAGGCACCUCCCUGCUUCAUGGUGGGAGGCUGGGUUAUGGCCCCGAACUCCGAUCAGAGUGGAGGCUGCAACGAGGCGCAGAACAGCAACAAGACGUACACCGAGGAGCAAGAGUCGGGAGACAGCAGAGUGAUGGAGCUGCAAACUCAGAUUGAGAACAUCCGCUUCACGCAUGAGAAGGAGAAGCAAGCCAUGAAGAGGCAGAUCCAAGCCUACCAGAAGAUCCUAGACCGCUACGACAUCCCCCGGGAAGAGGCCGAUGCCAUCAUCCACCACCUUGAUGCCUCGGAGGGCUCCAACGUGUCGAACAUGGCGACCACGUGGUGGUCGGGCAUGGCCACCGACGUUAGCAGCACGACCAUGCCCAUGGAUGGCAUGAUGGGAGGAGAGCAGUGGGACAUGACGACUGAUCAGUCCGUGGAGAUCUCGAACCAGCCGAGCCCAGGGAGUGCCAAUGGAAACACCUCGAGCACCAAGACCAUUGCCUCGGAACUCCAGGCCCUGCUCCCACAUGCCAAGGUCCGAUGCAGCAACGGGGAGUCGGAGACGCCAGAGUCUAGAACCCCAAUGCCUACACCGACCAGCUCAUUGAAUGAGGAGGUCGAGAAGCAAAUGUUCAGCUUAGAGCAGAUGGUGAACAGCAAGCUUGACGACCGCGCGCUGAUGUCUCUGAAGAGGUUGUCACCGAUUGACGGCAAGGAGGCCCUGCGCAAGGUCCAGGAAGUGAUUGAGUUCCAAGGGGGCAAGUGCCACAACCUGUCCUCUAUGCUUCAGUCCGUGUGCCGUAAGAUGGAGAAGCGCGCGACGCAGACCAAGUGA